Lycium barbarum (goji berry) is the source of this 2919-nucleotide messenger RNA. Its product is annotated as dnaJ protein ERDJ2-like. The record is from RefSeq and is a predicted model, not a curated record. Gene Ontology annotation, molecular function: transmembrane protein transporter activity; RNA binding. The transcript is spliced from 12 exons. Lineage: Eukaryota; Viridiplantae; Streptophyta; Magnoliopsida; Solanales; Solanaceae. Gene Ontology annotation, biological process: post-translational protein targeting to endoplasmic reticulum membrane; SRP-dependent cotranslational protein targeting to membrane. The coding region runs from base 335 to 2395 and encodes 686 amino acids. Gene Ontology annotation, cellular component: Sec62/Sec63 complex.
GCUACUUGAGUAGAAAGCAAACUGUUGUAAUAGCCGAUCCAAAAUUUAGCUCAAUUUUAAAGCCACCUAAUCUCCGGCGAAUAUUCCGUCGAGAUACAACAUCGCCGAUCUGUAUUUAUAUUAAUGUUUGGUUCUGCAGUUUUGAACCACUGUUCUGUCCUUGAAUUGGAGGCUGUCGUGAUCUUAUAUUUGAUGAGUUAUGCUCAAUGGAAACAACCAUUUCAGUAGUAUAUCAAGCUUAGUUCAGCUUAGCUGAACUUGUCAUGAUAUAAGGCAGAGUUUGAGAAAGUUUGGUUCGAAGAACAUAUUUGCUAAAUUAUAAGAGAAAUUCAAUAUGGGGGCUUCUGAAGAGAACAGCGCACUUUUCCCCAUUUUUGUCUUGACUUUAAUGGCUCUGCCAUUAGUUCCUUACACUAUAGUCAAUUUAUUUGGUGCUUUCAAGAAGAAGGCUGCCAAAAUCAACUGCCAGUGUUCGGUUUGCGUUCGAUCUGGGAAGUAUCACAAAUCCAUAUUCAGGCGGAUUUCAAACUUCUCAACAUACAGUAAUCUGACCCUCGUACUGUUGUGGGUCGUCAUGGCUGUUCUUGUUUAUUACAUCAAGCAUAUCAGCACUGAGGUUGAAAUAUUUGAGCCAUUCAGUAUUCUUGGACUGGAACAUGGAGCUUCAGACUCUGAAAUAAAGAAGGCAUAUCGGAGACUUUCCAUUCAGUAUCAUCCCGAUAAAAAUCCAGAUCCAGAGGCACACUCAUACUUCGUUGAAUUCAUCUCAAAGGCUUAUCAGGCUCUGACAGAUCCUGUAUCUAGGGAAAAUUUUGAAAAAUAUGGCCAUCCCGAUGGACGGCAGGGGCUUCAAAUGGGCAUUGCCCUCCCUCAAUUCCUUCUAAACAUUGACGGAGCAUCCGAAGGAAUACUGUUGCUUGGAAUUGUUGGAGUCUGUAUAAUUCUGCCCUUGACAAUUUCUGUUAUAUACUUGUCUAGGUCGUCAAAGUAUACUGGAAACUAUGUCAUGCACUCGACAUUAGCCGCAUAUUACCACUUAAUGAAACCUUCUUUAGCUCCAAGCAAGGUCCUGGAUGUUUUCAUUAAGGCUUCUGAAUUCAUGGAUAUUCCUGUUCGUCGGUCUGACGAAGAACCUCUGCAGAGACUAUUUGUCUUAGUUAGAAGUGAGCUAAAUUUGGAUCUUAAGAAUAUUCGGCAAGAACAGGCUAAGUUUUGGAAGCAGCAUCCUGCUUUAGUAAAGACUGAAUUGUUGCUUCAAGCCCAAUUGACACGUGAGACGGCAGCCUUGUCUCCAACUUUACAGCGUGAUUUCAAACGCGUGCUUGAACUCGCACCUCGGCUUCUGGAAGAAUUGAUGAAGAUGGCUAUUAUUCCACGCCCUCCCAUGGGGCAUGGAUGGCUAAGACCUGCAAUAGGAGUGGUGGAACUGUCUCAGAGUGUUGUUCAGGCAGUACCUCUCAGCGCAAGGAAAGCAGCAGGUGCAUCCAGUGAAGGGUAUGCACCAUUUUUGCAGCUGCCACACUUUAGCGAGGCUGUUGUUAAAAAGAUUGCGAGAAAGAAAGUUCGGACAUUUCAAGACUUCCGUGACAUGACACCGGACGAACGUGCAGAUCUGCUGACUCAGGUUGCUGGGUUCUCCAGUGCUGAAUCCUACGAUGUGGAGAUGGUUCUUGAGAUGAUGCCUUCGGUGACAAUUGAUAUCACAUGCGAGACAGAGGGUGAGGAAGGAAUUCAAGAGGGUGACAUUGUUACCAUGCAUGCUUGGGUCACUAUAAACCGUGGUAGUGGCUUGAUACGUGCCCUUCCACAUUGUCCGUAUUUCCCUUUUGACAAAGAAGAGAAUUUCUGGCUGAUGCUUGCGGACUCAUUUUCGAAUGAUGUGUGGCUCUCUCAGAAGGUUAGCUUCAUGGAUGACGCUACAGCAAUAAUUGCUGUAUCGAAAACGAUCCAGGAGUCAAAGGAAGGGUCUGGUGCAAGUGCUAGGGAAAUAAAUGUUGCCGUUAAAGAAGCACUCGAGAAAGUGAAAAAUGGUUCGAGGCUGGUAAUGGGGAAGUUCCAAGCUCCAGCUGAGGGAAAUUAUAACUUGAGCUCUUUCUGCUUAUGUGACUCUUGGAUUGGUUGUGAUGCAAAGUCGAAUAUAAAGUUGAAGGUUAUGAAACGCAGCAGAGCUGGAACAAGAGGUGGUUUCGCAGCAGAUGAGACUCCUGCCAUGGAGGAUGGAAUUGAGGAGGACGAGGAAGAAGAAGAAGAUGAUUACGAUGAUUAUGAAAGUGAAUACAGUGAAGAUGAAGAAGAUACAAAGGAAACAAAGAGUAAAGGAGCUGUGGCAAAUGGCUCGGCCCAUAAUAAGGGCACCGGUUCAAGCUCUGAUGAAUCUGGUUCAGAAGCCGACUAACUUCCUUUCUUGGCUAGUUAUUUGAUGAAUCUGGUUCAGAAGCCGACUAACUUCCUUUCUUGGCUAGUUAUUUGUUCUCCUAAUUUCCCCGUUCGCAUGAUGUUCGAAUUUUGUGGGGAGAAGAGAAGAGGAAACCUGCGAGAAAAUAUCCUUUCACUCCAAAUGUUUGGGGAGCUGGGGUGGGGGAGGGGGCAGGUAAGAAGAGUAUUUAAUAGUUUUUCUUUUUUCUGUUAUGACUAUAUAUCUCAGUUAAAUCACUUUGGAUUAUCUUUCUACAGUUGAUAUACCCGUUAGUACUGUUAUUUUUUCACGAAUAAAACAUUUCAUAGAUGAGUGCUUUUUAGAGCUUAAAUUAGUCUUUUUUUGUCCGACUAGAUGGUUCUUGUCUUUUUAAUAUUCAUGUUUGCUUUCUUUGUACCUCAAAUACUUUAUUCCCCCAUCAGUACCAUUCAUCUUAAAUUUGUCAGCACGAGGUUGCGAUCUGGCAAAGCAUGUUGCUGGUGAAGCAAUCACUGUGGCUUUCA